AUGCCAGAGGCUGGCCUGGACGAGCCCGGGAUCUCUUGGACAGAUCCGCUCAGGUUUGAUCCAAAUGAAAUUAAAGUCAUGUUUUUAACAUGUACUGUUGGUGAAGUUGGUGCCACAUCAGCUUUGGACCCCAAAAUUGGUCUCUUGGGUGUGUCUCCCAAAAAGGUUGGUGAUGGCAUUGCCAAGGCAACCAAUGACUGGAAAGUGCAAAGGAUCACAAUGAAACUUACCAUUCAGAAUAGACAGGCCCAGAUUGAGGUUGUGCCUUCUGCUUCAGACUUGAUCAUCAAAGCCCUAAAGGAACCUCCUCAAGACAGAAAGAAGCAAAAAAUUAUUAAACACAAUGGAAACAUCAAGCUUGAUGUUGGCAGGCAUCCUCAUGAUGUCAUUGUUGACAUCAAUAGUGUUGCUGUGGAAUGUCCAGCAAGUUAA
Messenger RNA from Dromiciops gliroides (monito del monte), 432 nucleotides. Its product is annotated as 60S ribosomal protein L12-like. Gene Ontology annotation, cellular component: cytosolic large ribosomal subunit; ribosome. NCBI's taxonomy places the organism in Eukaryota, Metazoa, Chordata, Mammalia, Microbiotheria, Microbiotheriidae. Gene Ontology annotation, biological process: translation. The transcript has 2 exons. The record is from RefSeq and is a predicted model, not a curated record. Gene Ontology annotation, molecular function: large ribosomal subunit rRNA binding; structural constituent of ribosome. Bases 1 to 432 code for a protein of 143 amino acids.